CGGGUGCGCCCGCCCGCCAGGGCCCGCGUCCAGCCCCUUUGUCGCCGCCGGCCCGGCACAACCGCGUGUCCCGCCCGCCCUCCAGGAUGGAGACUGGAGGGCGACGAGAACGUGCGGCAAAAUAAUGCGUACCACCUCGGGCCUUGCGAUUUCUUUCCCCCCAGUUCUGAUCUGCUGCAGAUGGUGCUGGUUGAAUGUUCUUUAUGCGAUGGUAUCGUAAAUACAAAAGAUAACUUCAGGGGAUGAGAUCUAAAAUCUAAAGCAGUCCACAGUAGCUGGCAAGCGCCCCCCAGUUUGAACCAACUUGUUAGCUAGAAUCCAAGCAUAAACCGAGACAAAAGGCACCUAAAGUUCAAGCAUCAAGGAGUAAAGAGGGAGGGUGGACACAGAUAUAAAGACCUGGAAGAGGGGAAGUCUUUAUCAAGCAAAAGACAAAGCCAACACCAGGUUGAGACUUCGGCUUUCCUACAUUUACUCAGAGUUCCAGAGUCAAAGCCAAGUCUGAUUUUGUUGGUUCUGCGUCUCUUAUAAAGUCCAUCUUGCAAGCCUUAAAGAGUAAAGGUCAAGGUUCAAGAUCAAGUGACAUUGAGAAUAAAGUUUCCUGCAUGCUGAUAUUCAAUGAAAAACCUGAUGGAUCCUUUCUGAAAGAAGGGAUCAUAUUUGAAGAUGUUCGAGAUGCUGAAGAUGCUCUUUAUAACCUCAAUAGAAAGUGGGUAUGUGGCCGUCAAAUUGAAAUACAGUUUGCACAAGGUGAUCGCAAAACACCAGGCCAAAUGAAAUCAAAAGAACGUCAUCCUUGUUCUCCAAGUGAUCAUAGGAGAUCAAGAAGCCCCAGCCAAAGAAGAACUCGAAGUAGGAGUUCUUCAUGGGGAAGAAACAGGAGGCGUUCUGAUAGCCUUAAAGAGUCUCGACACAGGCGAUUUUCUUAUAGCCAGUCUAAAUCUCGUUCCAAAUCACUACCAAGGCGGUCUACCUCAGCAAGGCAGUCAAGAACUCCAAGAAGGAAUUCUGGUUCUAGAGGACGGUCAAGGUCCAAGUCCUUACAAAAGAGGUCCAAGUCAAUAGGAAAAUCACAAUCAAGUUCACCUCAAAAGCAGACUAGCUCAGGAACAAAAUCAAGAUCACAUGGAAGACAUUCUGACUCCAUAGCAAGAUCCCCAUGUAAAUCUCCCAAAGGGUAUACCAAUUCUGAAAGUAAAGCACAAUCAGCAAAACAGUCUCAUUUUCGGUCACAUUCCAGAUCUCGGAGUUACCGUCAUAAAAACAGUUGGUGAACAGCAACAGAAGAGCCCUAUGUAGUCUUUAAUAUAAGUUAUUAAACCUCUCAUUAUGUUAAAUAAAAAUUCUUCAAGGUUUA
Microcebus murinus (gray mouse lemur) is the source of this 1357-nucleotide messenger RNA. NCBI's taxonomy places the organism in Eukaryota, Metazoa, Chordata, Mammalia, Primates, Cheirogaleidae. The record is from RefSeq and is a predicted model, not a curated record.